This is a messenger RNA of Suhomyces tanzawaensis NRRL Y-17324, 2565 nucleotides long. RefSeq names its product Sef1p (gene SEF1). Gene Ontology annotation, cellular component: nucleus. Bases 1 to 2565 code for a protein of 854 amino acids. NCBI's taxonomy places the organism in Eukaryota, Fungi, Ascomycota, Pichiomycetes, Serinales, Debaryomycetaceae. Gene Ontology annotation, molecular function: transcription cis-regulatory region binding; DNA-binding transcription factor activity, RNA polymerase II-specific; zinc ion binding. Gene Ontology annotation, biological process: regulation of DNA-templated transcription; DNA-templated transcription. The transcript has a single exon. The record is from RefSeq and is a predicted model, not a curated record.
AUGCCAAAGCAAACUGGCCAUAGACCUGUCACAUCGUGUACUUUCUGUCGUCAACACAAGAUCAAGUGUGAUGCCUCGGAAAACUAUCCCAACCCGUGUCAAAGGUGUCAGCGGAUGGGCCUCAAGUGUGAAAUAGAUCCUCAGUUUAGACCCAAAAAGGGCUCACAGAUCCAAUCUUUGAAGAGUGACGUAGACGAGAUCAAGGCUAAGAUCGAAAUGCUUACCCGCAAUGAAUCACUCCUCACUCAGGCAAUUAAUCAACAUAACCUCAACUUCUUGCAGCAGCAACAACAUCAACAACUGCAACCACAUACCACCACACCUGGACCGCAAUCGGUAACCUAUUCAAGCCAGGGCGAAAACACUCCAGUUCACUGGGAACCCUCGCCUACCACGUUUAAUCAUCCCAUAAAUCAUCUUAAUGACUCCUCCCAUAACAAUGUCGGCACCGGCACUACUCAGCUUUCGCAAGUUUUGCAAGAAAAUUCUGAUAACACUCCAUCAUCAGCAAGCACUCCGCACAUCAAGCAGGAAACUGAAUAUGCUCCCAUCCUGAAUUUUGUUUUGGGAGAUGUAUCUGUCCCACUAGAAAAAGCAAAUGAAUUGCACGAUAGAUUUAUUAACAAGUUCUUGAAAUUCCUUCCCAUAAUAAAUUCGAAGUCGGCCACUCAGUUAUACCACAAGUCACAAUUAUUGUUUUGGGCCGUUAUUUCGACAGCAGCCAUAUCAGAACCAGAACCGACUCUCUACAUGUCACUUGCAUCGCUCAUUAAGCAACUUGCCAUCGAGACAUGUUGGAUCAGAACCCCUAGAUCAACCCAUGUCAUUCAGGCAUUGAUCAUCUUGUCAAUAUGGCCUUUGCCAAACGAAAAGGUGUUGGAUGACUGUUCCUAUCGUUUCAUUGGUUUGGCAAAGAACUUAUCUUUGCAGUUAGGUUUGCACAGAGGUGGUGAGUUCAUUCAAGAAUUUAGUAGAACUCAGGUAAGUCUUGGUCCCGAUGCCGAGAAAUGGAGAACUAGAUCCUGGUUGGCUGUAUUCUUCUGUGAACAGUUCUGGUCUUCGGUCUUGGGACUUCCGCCUUCAAUCAACACGACAGACUACUUACUUGAAAAUGCGAGAAUUGAUCUGUCUUUACCAAAAGAUUUCCGUUGUUUAAUCUCGUUGUCUAUCUUCCAGUGCAAAAUGGUUAAUGUCAUGGGUAUCUCUGUCACAAGACCAGACGGUCUUUUGGAACCCCUGAACAGAGCCGGAUCUUUGAACAUUUUGGACAGAGAGUUGGAUAGAUUGAGAUUCAAGUUGAAGAUUGAAGAAGGUUCAGCCGUUGAGGUCUAUUUCUUGUACAUGAAACUUAUGAUCUGCUGUUUUGCAUUCUUACCUGGAACCCCAAUUGAGGACCAAGUCAAGUACGUUAGUUCAGCGUAUUUAUCUGCCACCAGGGUGGUCACUAUUGUGUCGCAAAUGCUCAGUAAUAACACGCUGUUGGUUGAACUACCCAUCUAUGUUAGACAGAGCUUGACGUACUCAGCUUUAAUUUUAUUCAAGUUGCACUUAUCUCGGUACUUGAUUGAAAAAUACGUGGACAGUGCCAGACAGCUGAUUGUCACAGUGCAUCGUCUUUUGAGAAACACCUUAUCGUCGUGGCAAGACUUGAAGAACGAUAUCUCGAGGAAUGCAAAGGUGUUGGAGAACUUGAAUAUUGUGUUAUAUACCUACCCUGAGAUUCUCACCAAUGAACUCAAUGACGAGGUCAAUGGUACAAUCAUAUCUCGGAUGAGAUCACACUUAACCGCGUCAUUGUUUUAUGAUUUGGUUUGGUGUGUUCAUGAGGCGAGAAGAAGAAUAUUGAUGGAUAAAAACAACAGUUCCUCGCCACCACUUGAAGAAACGAAGAUUCCAAAUUCCAAUAGCCAACAUAACAAGACCAACGGAACCAACGGAAAACGGCCAGCACCUUUGCCUUUCUACAACCAGAUUACCAAGGACGACUUUAAGACCAUAACCACCACCAGUCCAAAUGGUACCACCAUCACUACGUUAGUUCCUACCGACCAUGCCAUGAACCAGGCUCGCCUGAAUGCCACAGAGCUAAACAAGCCUUUGGAGAUUAAUGGUAUUCCCUUGGCCAUGCUCGAGGCCACUGGUAGUAUGAAGGACACUAUCAGUGAUGAUGCAAACUCCAAGGCGGACAGGGUGCAGCAAACUGCACACUUGCCAUCCCAACGUUCUACUGAGCCAAAGCCCAAGAUCGAACCUGCUUCCCCCAACUUCAGUCGCCAAAACCUUUUGCAAGCUCCGGAUCUUCCAUCGCAAUCACAUUUGACCCAGGCUUUCGUGGACCAGCAAGCGUUGGAUCCGUUGCCCAGCAACUCCAUGUACAUGGGUAGUGGUUUGCAGUCGCCAUCGAUGGACCAGCCUAUUUACGUGCAAAAUGGCCAUAACAAUGGCGUAGCUGGUCAGUACGAUAACUUCUUCCAGCAACAAUCGAAUGGAUGGUUGAAUAACGAUAAUUACCAAGACGACGACUUUCUCGGAUGGUUUGAUGUAAAUAUGAUUUCGGAAAAGUGA